GAAGGCAGAGGGGAGGCACCAGGCAGUCUCAUGUCACUAUUAAAUGGAAAACCAGAGGAGUCUGAUAGCAAAGCUGUACUUUGCAGCUUCCCCAUGGUUGUGCUUGGUUCCCUUCUCCCCUUGAAGGGUCAGCGAUCCACCCUCACUAUUCUUUUGUCAGCUCUGCCUUAUAUCUUCUUAUAGUAUUUCCAGCAGCCACAGAGUAACUUACAGCAGGCAGGACAGUAGUGAGAGUACAGCCAGGAGCAGGGGAAGCUCACUUUACCAACCCUGUCACUGCCAGCAGCAGCUGCUCACUCCUCUGUCAUCUCUGGAACUAUUGUACAUGAACAGCUGGAACUAGAUCUAUAGUAUCACCUUUAUUGUUUUACUUUUUACACUCCUAUUUGCCGUGGAGCUACAGGUGAAUGUGAAGAGAACAGCAACUUCUAGGACCGUGGUGACAUGCAGACCAUAAGGAUGGAAGAUGAGGCGGUGCUGGACCGAGGGGCUUCGUUCCUGAAGCAUGUCUGUGACGAAGAGGAGGUGGAAGGUCAUCACACCGUCUACAUUGGAGUUCAUGUUCCUAAGAGUUUCAGGAGGAGAAGACGUCAUAGACGCAGAACUGGCCACAAAGACAAAAAAGAGAGAGAUAAAUCAGAGAACUAUUCUGAUGUGGAUAAAUCUGAUACUGAAAAUGUAGAUGACCACAGCUCCAACAUCCUUAAACCCCUCAUCUCACCAGCUGCUGAACGCAUACGCUUCAUCUUGGGUGAAGAAGAUGACAGCCCGGCUCCCCCGCAGCUCUUCACUGAGCUUGAUGAACUAUUAUCCGUUGAUGGCCAAGAAAUGGAAUGGCAGGAAACAGCCAGAUGGAUAAAGUUUGAAGAGAAGGUGGAGCAGGGCGGAGAAAGGUGGAGUAAGCCCCAUGUUGCCACACUGUCCUUGCACAGCUUGUUUGAACUGCGGACAUGUAUAGAAAAAGGGACAAUACUACUUGAUCUAGAAGCCAAUUCACUCCCACAAGUAGUUGAGAAAAUCCUUGACAACCAGAUUGAGACAGGCCUGUUGAAGCCAGAGAUGAAGGAAAAGGUGACCUACACGCUGCUGAGGAAGCAUCGGCACCAGACAAAGAAAUCCAACCUGCGCUCCUUGGCUGACAUAGGGAAAACAGUCUCCAGUGCAAGUAGGAUGUUUACCAGCCCUGAUAAUGGAGGGAGAGAGGAAGGCUUGAUGAAAAACUCAUUCCUUUCAGCACGUAGCCCUCUAGAGAACUCUGUGCCCUGCCUGGCAACCCGCAUGUCGGAUGACGAUCUCCGAGUGCGGCGCAGCCCCAGCAUGGGAUGGCUCAGCAGCCCAACAAUGACUCACCGAAAUGUGACAUCCUCUAGUUUGAAUGACAUUUCAGAUAAACCCGAUAAGGAUCAACUAAAGAACAAAUUCAUGAAAAAAUUGCCAAGAGAUGCUGAAGCCUCCAAUGUACUUGUUGGAGAGGUUGAUUUCUUGGAGAAUCCUUUCAUUGCUUUUGUACGUCUAAAGGAUGCAAUUAUGUUCGGCUCCCUGACAGAGGUUCCUGUACCCACACGAUUUCUUUUUAUCCUGUUGGGACCAAAAGGAAAAGCCAAGUCAUACCACGAGAUUGGAAGAAGUAUCGCUACCCUGAUGUCCGAUGAGGUAUUUCAUGACAUUGCCUAUAAAGCAAAAGAUAGGCAGGACCUGAUUGCUGGAAUCGAUGAGUUUCUGGAUGAGGUAAUUGUCCUUCCACCUGGUGAGUGGGACCCUACAAUAAGGAUAGAACCGCCUAAGACCCUUCCAUCUUCUGAUAAGAGGAAAAAUAUGUACGCCGGUGGGGAGAACAUACAGAUGAAUGGAGAUGCUCCUCACGAUUCUGGACAUGGAGGUGAAGGGCAUGGUGACUGUCCAGAGCUACAAAGAACUGGACGGUUUUGUGGAGGGUUAAUUGAGGACAUCAAAAGGAAAGCACCCUUCUUUGCUAGUGACUUCUAUGAUGCAUUAAGUAUCCAAUCACUUUCAACCAUGCUUUUUAUUUACCUGGGAACUGUGACCAAUGCUAUUACCUUUGGAGGACUUCUUGGAGACGCCACAGAUAAUAUGCAGGGCGUAUUGGAAAGCUUCCUCGGCACUGCAGUUGCGGGUGGUGUUUUUUGCCUUUUUGGUGGUCAACCACUUACAAUUCUGAGCAGUACAGGACCUGUCCUUGUGUUUGAAAGACUUUUGUUCAAUUUCAGCAAAGAUAAUGAGUUUGACUACUUGGAGUUCCGCUUGUGGAUUGGCCUGUGGUCAGCUUUCUUAUGUCUCAUCCUGGUGGCUACAGAUGCUAGCUCAUUGGUCAAGUAUUUCACACGUUUCACAGAAGAAGGAUUUGCCUGUCUCAUCAGCUUCAUCUUCAUUUACGAUGCAUUUAAGAAGAUGAUCCACUUUACCGAUUAUUACCCAAUCAAUUCAAAUUUCAAAAUUGGUGAUGUCACUCUGUUGAGUUGCACAUGUUUCCCUCCAGACCCGAGUAACAGUUCAUUCUUCAAUGGGACUACGGCAUUCCCACUGGACUACUUUAAUGUGACUACAGAGGAUCCAUACCACAACAGCUCUAUUGUUUGGGAAAAUCUAACCAAGAAACAAUGUCUCAAAUACGGUGGUAAAGUGCUUGGUAACAAUUGUGACUAUGUUCCUGAUAUCACAUUAAUGUCCUUUAUCCUGUUCUUCGGCACGUACACAUGCUCAAUGGCUCUGAAAAAAUUUAAGACCAGCCGGUAUUUCCCAACAACUGCCAGGAAACUCAUCAGUGACUUUGCCAUCAUCUUGUCAAUAUUGAUUUUCUGUGGAAUUGACGCACUUGUCGGAGUUGAUACACCAAAGCUGAUUGUACCUAGUGAGUUUAAACCAACAAGUCCUAACAGAGGCUGGUUUGUCCCACCAUUUGGAGGAAACCCGUGGUGGGUAUAUCUAGCGUCAGCUCUUCCUGCUCUUCUUGUCACCAUCUUAAUCUUCAUGGACCAACAGAUUACAGGCGUCAUUGUCAACAGGAAGGAAAACAAGCUUAAGAAAGGGGCUGGGUAUCACUUGGACCUGUUUUGGGUAGCCAUCUUGAUGAUUGUGUGCUCCUUUAUGGCUCUUCCUUGGUAUGUGGCUGCGACUGUUAUCUCUAUUGCCCACAUUGACAGCUUGAAAAUGGAAACUGAGACUUCUGCUCCUGGAGAGCAACCAAAGUUCUUGGGAGUGAGGGAGCAAAGAGUUACAGGUAUCAUGGUGUUCCUGUUGACUGGCAUCUCUGUAUUUAUGGCACCUAUCUUGAAGUAUAUCCCAAUGCCUGUUCUGUAUGGUGUCUUCUUGUACAUGGGUGUGGCUUCCCUCAAUGGAGUACAGUUCAUGGACCGCCUGAAGCUUCUCUUGAUGCCUGCCAAGCAUCAGCCAGACUUCAUCUAUCUACGCCAUGUUCCUCUGCGCAGGGUGCACCUCUUCACUUCCAUUCAGAUCGUAUGUCUCGCACUUCUUUGGAUCUUGAAAUCCACAGUGGCUGCAAUUAUAUUCCCUGUUAUGAUCCUUGCGCUUGUAGCAGUGAGAAAAGCCAUGGACUACCUCUUUUCCCAACAUGACCUAGGCUUCCUUGAUGAUGUCAUCCCUGAGAAAGACAAAAAGAAGAAAGAAGAUGAGAAAAAAAAGAAAAAGAAGAAGGGAAGUGUGGACAGCGACAAUGAUGAUUCUGACAUCCCUUAUUCAGAAACAGUCCCCAGUAUAAAAAUCCCAAUGGACAUCAUGGAACAAGAACCAUUCCUAACUGAUAGCAAACCUGGUGAGAGAGAAAAACCAUUUACAUUCCUUGAACGACACACAUCGUGCUGAUACUCCUCCAUUUCUUCAGCCACAUAUGCCAAGCUCUCCGAUUACUCCCAUACGAAUUGUGCCUGAAAUUAGGAUCCAGAUGGAUCCAGAUGACGAUAUUUGUUUCUGGAGAGGCCAUGGAACGGAGACAACAUUGUGAACCUAUCUUUCUCUGACUUUUUAUCGUCACUAGCCAAAUUAUAAACAUCUUACACUCUUC
Messenger RNA from Pseudophryne corroboree (corroboree frog), 4039 nucleotides. RefSeq names its product solute carrier family 4 member 4 (gene SLC4A4). Gene Ontology annotation, biological process: bicarbonate transport; transmembrane transport; monoatomic anion transport. NCBI's taxonomy places the organism in Eukaryota, Metazoa, Chordata, Amphibia, Anura, Myobatrachidae. The transcript is spliced from 28 exons. Bases 445 to 3840 code for a protein of 1131 amino acids. Gene Ontology annotation, cellular component: basolateral plasma membrane; plasma membrane. The record is from RefSeq and is a predicted model, not a curated record. Gene Ontology annotation, molecular function: solute:inorganic anion antiporter activity; sodium:bicarbonate symporter activity; monoatomic anion transmembrane transporter activity.